GCUAGCUGGUUUUCUUGCACUGGCUUGCCAGCCUGCCUUCUCCUUUCGGACUCUGGUCUACUGCUGCAUUCCUUCAUUGCUUCCCUCUGUAAAGAUUAUUUAUUGACUCUCAAAGUGUGCACGAUGGGGCAAUUGCUCUGUUAGCUGAGAUCCUACAGUCUUUCUGCACUACAAAAGCCUGCACCAAGCAGCUGACAGUCCAGCUUUGCACGACGAUGAAUUUCCUAGUAACGACUUCUACAACUGAAGAUGUCUAACAAUGGAGUUGAAGCAGAAGACAAACCGCCUGCUCCUCCGAUGAGAAAUACCAGCACGAUGAUUGGGUCAGGGAGCAAAGACGCUGGGACUUUAAACCAUGGCUCAAAACCUUUGCCUCCUAACCCAGAAGAAAAGAAGAAGAGAGACCGAUUUUACCGAUCUAUUUUACCGGGAGAUAAAACCAAUAAAAAGAAAGAGAAAGAGCGGCCAGAGAUCUCCCUCCCUUCAGACUUUGAGCACACAAUUCAUGUGGGGUUUGAUGCAGUCACAGGAGAAUUCACAGGAAUGCCGGAGCAAUGGGCCCGUUUACUGCAGACUUCCAACAUCACCAAGUCGGAGCAGAAGAAGAACCCUCAGGCAGUGCUGGAUGUGUUGGAGUUCUACAACUCCAAAAAGAUCUCCAACAGCCAGAAGUACAUGAGUUUCACAGAUAAGUCAACGGAGGAUUACACUUCGUCAAAUACAUUGAAUGUGAAGGCUGUGUCUGAGACCCCCGCAGUGCCCUCAGUAUCUGAAGAUGAAGAUGAUGAAGAUGAUGCAGCUCCACCCCCUGUGAUAGCUCCACGACCUGAACAUACCAAAUCUAUAUACACCCGCUCCGUGAUAGACCCCCUUCCUCCUCCUACCAGAGAUGUGGCCACCUCUCCUAUUUCUUCUCCCACCGAAAACAGCACAACGCCCCCCGACAUGCUGGUCAGAAACACAGAGAAACAGAAGAAAAAACCAAAAAUGUCAGACGAAGAGAUCUUGGAAAAACUGAGGAGUAUCGUGAGUGUGGGUGAUCCAAAAAAGAAGUACACGCGUUUUGAGAAGAUUGGACAAGGAGCCUCAGGUACAGUUUACACAGCAAUGGAUGUAGCUACAGGACAGGAGGUUGCAAUCAAACAGAUGAAUUUGCAGCAGCAGCCCAAAAAAGAACUGAUUAUUAACGAAAUUCUUGUAAUGAGGGAAAACAAAAACCCCAACAUUGUCAACUACCUGGACAGUUAUCUUGUAGGAGAAGAGCUGUGGGUAGUCAUGGAGUACUUGGCAGGAGGCUCCCUAACAGAUGUUGUGACAGAGACCUGCAUGGACGAAGGACAAAUCGCGGCUGUAUGCCGAGAGUGUCUCCAGGCUCUGGAAUUUCUCCAUUCAAACCAAGUUAUUCACAGAGACAUCAAGAGUGACAACAUCCUGCUGGGAAUGGACGGCUCUGUCAAACUAACUGAUUUCGGCUUCUGUGCCCAGAUCACUCCUGAGCAGAGCAAGCGCAGCACCAUGGUGGGAACCCCAUACUGGAUGGCACCUGAAGUGGUGACCCGGAAAGCGUACGGGCCCAAAGUGGAUAUCUGGUCACUAGGGAUCAUGGCCAUUGAAAUGAUUGAAGGAGAGCCCCCCUACCUCAAUGAGAACCCCCUGAGAGCCCUAUAUCUCAUUGCUACUAAUGGGACUCCAGAACUGCAGAAUCCGGAAAAGCUUUCACCCAUAUUCCGAGAUUUCCUAAACCGCUGUCUUGAAAUGGAUGUGGAAAAGAGAGGUUCUGCAAAAGAGUUGCUACAGCACCAGUUCCUGAAAAUUGCAAAGCCUCUGUCUAGUCUCACUCCUCUGAUCAUUGCAGCUAAAGAAGCAGCAAAGAACAACCAUUAAAGUAAUGGAGUCAACAUAGUCAUCGUGUCAAGCCUUUUAGAUGUUUGUUUCAAAGACUGAAUUACCUGCCCCACCUCCUUUCUGCUCCUCCUUCGCAGGAGUGCUCUUAAGGCUGUGAUCUGCCCAGAAGGGUGGCAGAGGUAGCGUUAGCCAAAUGUUGAAAGGCGCGCAGCAGGGACAUUGCUGAUCUUACGAAGUGAACUGUCUUUCCAUCCCCUUGGUGGGGGUGAGUAUUUCGUACGGUUGAAAAGAUCUUUCUGAGAACGUCUGAACCUGACCUACACGUAGCAAAGCCACUUUGUUUCAUAUUUCUUAUUGUGUUUAUUUUUAAAAAAAUAAUGUGGAGCCUUAGACCAUGUUUAUCUUAAUAAAUUAAAUCUAUUGCUGGCUGGACUUUCUUUGCUUGUGCCAAGCUGCUAUUACACCACUGAGGCUGCUUUGUGCUUUGGACGACUUGAGGAGGGAAGGAAGCAGCCAGCAGAAACCCGAACAGCUGUAGUAACUGAAAGGGGGAACAAGGGCAUGAAUACGAAGGCCCCUUUGCAGCACUGCUGGAUGCUUUGAGAGAGCCUGGAGAAAGCCCGUGUGUACUUCCUGCAGCCGUUGGAGAACUUAAUUCAUGGAUGAUCUUUCUGCCAAAUUUUGGAAAUCAGACCCUCCGCACCCUAGUUCCAACUCAACUAGUUAAACAGAUCUCUUAAGUGUUUCUGAUAUUCUAGAAGGUAAAUUACAGAAGAAAUUGUCAGAGAGACCUUUUAAGGUUGUAGCGCUGUGAGGCUUUUUAGAGACCCCUGCCUGCCCUGUAUGAUAAAGCAAACAGAGUAACUGUGUUCAUAAAGAUAAGAUUUGCUUGCAAAAUGAUGUUGAAAACUCUUGUUUCUGAGAUGAAGUCCAACGAAAGAGAGAUUGACCACAGACACUGCUUUCUUGGAAGCAUGGGGACAAUGUUAAUUUUUUGAAAUGAAAGAAUAACCUGGUUUCUUUAUGCUACUGACUCUAAAUCCUCUGGUUGCUGUAGUCUAUAAAACAGGAAAUAUGGAACUACUAGUGAGAUCUGUCAUAAACACUGUAUACUGAUUUUUAAUAAAAUGCCUGCUGCAUUUCUUAA
Molecule: messenger RNA, 2992 nt
Organism: Struthio camelus australis
Lineage: Eukaryota; Metazoa; Chordata; Aves; Struthioniformes; Struthionidae
Gene: PAK1
Product: p21 (RAC1) activated kinase 1
Biological process (GO): protein phosphorylation; regulation of axonogenesis; regulation of actin cytoskeleton organization
Cellular component (GO): cytoplasm
Molecular function (GO): protein serine/threonine kinase activity; ATP binding
Source: RefSeq, a predicted model, not a curated record